Molecule: messenger RNA, 5940 nt
Organism: Salvelinus sp. IW2-2015
Lineage: Eukaryota; Metazoa; Chordata; Actinopteri; Salmoniformes; Salmonidae
Product: ras/Rap GTPase-activating protein SynGAP-like
Biological process (GO): negative regulation of Ras protein signal transduction; regulation of GTPase activity
Source: RefSeq, a predicted model, not a curated record
UUCACCAAUCACUUUACAACACCCCCUUCGCCUCUUUCUGACUAUUUGCGUCUCAAUCAUCUCGUUGCAAGUGACGGAGCUAGGGGAACAGCGACAAGAGAGAUGGGCGACAAUGUAUACAAGAUCACCAUCCUGUGCGACGCCAUCGAUCAAUCCAUCUUUCCAAGCUACCGAUAAAGUCUGACGCAGCACCAUUGGGAAAUAUAUUUGACGAUAGAACAGAGGGAGCAUCAAAGCUACAACUCUUUUGAAUUAAUUAGCCAGUUACUUUGGAAUGUGAUGCAUUUACAAUACAUGUCGGUUUAUUUUACUUCAAUGAAGGAUGGCAGACUACGGACGCGUCCUCAUCUUCCCCGCUGCUAUCAGCAAACAGAAUGUAGUCUACGAAUUGUAAAAUAGUCAAUUUUUUACGUAUCUUCUGGAUUUUGGGCAUAUGCGCGCAUUGGAAAGGUAUACGUCUAUGGGCUAUAUUUUCUUUAUUGAUGGACAGACGUGGUGUGUAAGUGCAGAUAACCUAGCUGUUGGCGUACACCCUAAAUCUCUACACACGUUUCUUUAUGUAUGAUAACCCCGACCUUGUCAUAUCGAUGAAAGUAGGGGUGAUUUAUGUUACGCAUUUCACCUAUUUCAAUACUGACACAUCGUUCUGUGAAUUUCAAACACAUUUCUGAUGGCUUGCAAUAAUCAGCAGUUUAUUUCACAGAAAUACUGAAUGCAUUUGACAAACAAUUGACAGAUUAGCCUACUUGUUUAUUGAUCAUUAUAUUGAUCAUUAGGCUAUCAGAGAGUGUUUUUAAAAAGAACGCCAGUUACGGUAUUGAAAGAGUAAUACGCUGCAAAAAUAAACACAACAAAAAGAUGAAAAAGAUCAGCCUCAGAAGAGAUUCUGUAGGUUACCGAGAAAACGGCAAAGGGGUCACAUUUCAGCGUUGGGGUUGUGAGACAGUCGGAAGAGAAGGAACCGGGGUAAGAGACCAAGGAGACGCUGCGGCCAAGGAGCCUUCUGUGGGACUGCACGACAAGGAGCUACCGCUGCCAGCGUUGAAAAGCAUGGCUUGGGGUUGGUGGAAGAAAGAAUCGAAUAAUCUUGAGACAUCAUAACGAUCAUUAUAACAAUAUACAUCACGAUAUCUUUUGAGUAAUAGGCCAACCACAUUCUUGAUUGUGUUAGAGGUGUGGCAAGUAGCCAUUUAAUACAUAUAUAUAUUGGUCAUUAUUAGCAUAUUUUAACAAAGGCUAUUUAUAAUGUGUAGUAUUUACUAAUAUGUAUAAUCUAAAGUCUGUGUGCAAGUAUAUUUGAAUAAUAGCCUACUUGUAUUCUUAGUUGCACUGACCAUAUAGCAUUGUAAUAAUGGGAUGUUUAGAAAGACAUUAACACAGACACAAGCUAAAUCCAUGUCACAAGCGACACAAACUCAUUUGAAAACAGUAUCCUGUUAAUGUGUUUCUCCAAAAUCUGCACACUGAUGAGAACUGCCAGCAAGAUGAACAGCCUUAUCACUCAUUGUCCUCAAAAAUGCACAACACUUUGGCAAAGGACAUGUGCUUACUUCACGGAGAGCUAUCUUCAUUUAUUGAAUGUGUAUUAUCAUAAAUGCAAUUGCACACACUUAAAGAACAUCUACAGUAAAGGUGAACAUUUUCAGAUGCAUACUAAUUUAGCUUAAACUAAUGAGAUGCACACACUCCUAUUCCUGUCCAUUGUGAUGUGAAGAGUACCAAUUUGGUAGUGAUAAAGGGGUAUGGAUAUCAGGCAACUUUAAGUGUCUCAAAUGUGGUCACAGAGAAUACUGUUAAGCACAAGCUAAUUUAAAAAGGAGAGGACCCUAUACCCUAUUACUGGACACAUCUCAGCCUACACAUCUCAGCCUGUGUUGUGGACAAACAAAACCUGGAACCUUUCUACUAACCCCCCUGCUUAAGCAACUUGGAAACCAACCUUGACUCUGUUGACUCCCUGAUAUAACUCAGUUGUCGAGCUGCAGUACUUGGAAAUCAACAACUCACAACCUGACUUUUGGAGCACGCUCGCGCUCGCAGGAAGAGCAUUGCCACUGCGAGACAGCCAAGCAUGGAAAUCCCUCCCACUGCCCCCCAACAACCCUUCAGACAACAAAGCUUCCUCAGUCGAAAGUUGAAGGGCUCCAUCAAAAGGGCAAAGAGCCAGCCCAAGCUGGAUCGAACCAGCAGCUUCCGCCACAUGAUUCUACCCCGUUUCCGUAGUGCUGAUCAGGAGAGGACACGUCUAAUGCAGAGCUUCAAGGAGUCCCACUCUCAUGAGUCCCUGCUUUCCCCUAGCAGUGCAGCGGAGGCUCUGGACCUCACGCUGGAUGAAGAUGCUGUCAUCAAACCUGUCCACUCCAGCAUAUUGGGCCAGGAGUACUGCUUUGAGGUGACCACCAUUUCAGGGACAAAAUGCUUUGCCUGCCGCUCGGCUGCAGAGAGAGACAAAUGGAUUGAGAAUCUACAGAGAGCUGUCAAGCCCAACAAGGACAAUAGUCGAAGGGUGGACAAUGUGCUUAAGCUAUGGAUCAUUGAGGCCAGGGACCUUCCUCCUAAGAAGCGGUACUAUUGUGAGCUGUGUCUGGAUGACAUGCUGUAUGCGCGCACCACCAGCAAGCCCCGCACGGACACUGUCUUCUGGGGCGAGCACUUUGAGUUCAACAACUUGCCUGCCAUUCGUAGCCUACGCCUGCACCUUUACAAGGAGACAGACAAAAAGCGACGCAAGGAGAAGAGCACGUACCUCGGCCUGGUCACUAUCCCCAUAUCGAGCAUCACAGGCAGGCAGUUUGUGGAGCAGUGGUACCCGGUGAUCCAGCCCAGUGCUUUGGCUAAGGGUGGCGGUGUAGGCGGUGGCAAGGUCAUCAAUGCCUCAAUCCGCCUCAAGUCCCGCUACCAGACCAUGAGUAUCCUGCCCAUGGAGCUGUACAAGGAGUUCGCUGAGUACAUCACCAAUAACUACCGUACGCUGUGUGCCGUGCUGGAGCCUCUGCUCAGUGUCAAAAGCAAAGAGGAGGUGGCGUUCGCGCUGGUGCACAUUCUCCAGAGCACGGGCAAGGCCAAGGACUUCCUGUCAGACAUGGCAAUGUGCGAGGUGGAUAGAUUCAUGGAACGAGAGCAUCUGAUCUUUCGAGAGAACACCCUUGCUACUAAAGCCAUAGAGGAGUACCUCAAAUUGAUAGGGCACCGGUACCUCAAGGAUGCCAUAGGAGAGUUCAUUCGAGCUUUAUACGAGUCAGAGGAGAAUUGUGAAGUGGAUCCCAUGCGUACUCCACCGUCUGUCCUGGCCGACCACCAAGCCAAUCUUCGCAUGUGCUGCGAACUGGCACUCUGCAAGAUUGUCAACUCUCAUUGUGUGUUUCCGCGGGAGCUGAAGGAUGUCUUUGCCUCCUGGAGGGUCCGGUGUGCCGAGCGGGGAAGGGAGGACAUCGCAGACCGCCUCAUCAGCUCCUCCCUCUUUCUACGCUUCCUGUGUCCCGCCAUCAUGUCGCCCUCUCUCUUCAACCUCACCCAGGAGUACCCCGGAGAGCGGACAUCCCGCACACUUACCCUCAUCGCCAAGGUGGUGCAGAACCUGGCCAGCUUCUCCAAGUUUAGUGGCAAAGAGGACCACAUGUGUUUCAUGAACGAGUUUUUGGAGAUGGAGUGGGGCUCCAUGCAGCAGUUCCUGUACGAGAUCUCCAACAUGGACACGGGGAGCAACGCCGGGGGCUUUGAGGGCUACAUCGACCUGGGCAGGGAGCUGUCAGUGCUCCACAGCCUGCUGUGGGAAGUCAUGGCCCAACUGAGCAAGGACGCUAUUCUGAAGCUUGGUCCCUUGCCACGUCUGCUGAAUGACAUCAGUGUAGCCUUGAGGAACCCCCAGCUCCACCGGCAGGCCAGCCACCAGCCAGACAGGCAGCAGGACAGGCUCAUCACACGGCCCUCCUUCAACCGCCUGGUAUCAUCCGAUUUCCAGAGCCUCAUGAUGCGGGACCUCAACAGCUCAAUAGACAUCUCCCGUCUCCCUUCCCCAACCGCGGGAUUAUCUGGGGGUGGUGUCCUCUCGUCUCAUGUAAGCAUGGGAAGCUUUGCGGAACGAGACCCCCACGGCUCAAAGGACGUUUUCUACGUGACCCGCCCCCCCCUGGCUCGGUCCAGCCCUGCAUACUGCACCAGCAGUUCUGAUAUCACUGACCCAGACCCAAAGGUCCUCAGUGUUAACAAAAGCGUGUCCAUGAUGGACCUGCAGGACUCACGCAUGAAUAGCAUCUCCAACCUCCAUUCAGUGGGCGAUAUGCUCAACUCCUCCCAGGCCUCUAUAGCAGGCUUGGGCCACAGUUUCGGGAACCUGGGCGGCCCGCUUCGCAUGGGAGGCCAUAUGUCCGCCGGGGGCUCUGGGAGCUCCGGCUUGAGGCUAAGCCAGAUGGGGGGACCCCUUCACCACAUGGGGGGUCCCACUGACUCUCUCUCCCAGCAGCAGCAACAUGCGGCAGCCGCCAUGCACUUCCCCCUCUCCUUCCAGAAUCCCCUCUUCCAUCUGGCUGCCGACGGCCCUCGGGGUCAGCCCCACAGUCGUCCUCAGGCCCAGCCACCUCCCCCUCCACUCUUGUUGGCCCCAGAGCUUGACAAUGCCCACCACCAACAGGGCUACAUGCGGGCAUUCGGCCACGGCGGCUUCUCGCGUAGCGAGGACCUUUCGGCCCUGCGGCCACAGAGCAGUCUGGUGCAGCCCAGUGUUGUCCACUCACACAGCUACAGUGACGACUACACACGGCAAAACCAGAACGCUGAAUACGCCCGGCGCCAGCUUUCGCUGCAAGUGCAGGAGAAUCUUCAGCAGCAGAUUCUUAUGGGCAUGACCCCUCAGACGGCCACAGGCACGGGCACUCCCACCUCCUUGGCCACUCCCCCCUCCACCGUGCACCCUGUCCGUCAUGGCUCCAUAGCACCGCCUCCCCCGCAGCGCCUCAAAUCCCAGCUGUCCAUCAGCCCCGGGGCCACCUCCACCCCUCCCAAGGCCCGCCCCCAGAGCAGGAACCUCCUUCUCCAGUCGCCCGACUCCAGCUUUGGCGGCAGGCAGCCCUCACAACAGCAACAACAGCAGCAGUUGUCCGUCAAACAGUCUGACAGCCCAGCCCCUGGGCUCCCGCACCAGUCAAGCUCUGCCAGAGACGGCCAGGGGGCGCCACAAGGGGGGAACGGAGAGACCACAGACACCCCGACUAAGAGCACAAAGCAGCCUCAGACCACAGACACCCCAACUAAGAGCACCAAGCAGCCUCAGCCGCAGUCCCAGCAGCAGCAUCCACAGCAGCACCUGCUCAAGCCUACAGUCAAUAAACAGGGUUCUCAGUCCCCCUCCACCCUGACCCCCAACGAGCGCACUGUGGCUUGGGUGUCCAACAUGCCACACCUCUCUGCUGACAUCGAAAUAUUGCGUAGCUCAUCAAACCUUGAGGACCUCAAGCUGAAGGAGUACUCUAAGAGCAUGGACGAGUCACACAUGGAUAGGGUAAAGGAAUAUGAGGAGGAGAUCCAUUCCCUGAAGGAGCGUCUGAUAAUGUCCCAUCGGAAGCUGGAGGAGUAUGAGCGCAGAAUGCUUUCACAGGAGCAGCAGACCAGCAAGAUCCUAUCACAGUACCAGAGCCGGCUGGACGACAGCGAGCGCAUGCUGAGGCAGCAGCAGCUGGAGAAGGACAGUCAAAUCAAAGGCAUUAUCAACAGGCUCAUGGCUGUGGAGGAUGAGUUGAGAGUGAGUGCCAUUCCUGAAAUCAAGCCCAGAAUGUUCAGAGAGCAGCCAAUCCAACCGUUUUACGGAGGACACCCUGGAACCUGACUGGCAGAGCUGAUAUUGGUCCCGGCAUAAUCCUAUUGGCUGGCAAAACAUGGAAGAGGUCUGCAGUACAUGGCUGCUCCAGAUCUGUUGAUUUCCCACAACAAGUUGAACUUUGGAAA